ACUCCGGGUCUCAUUCACAAGGAAACUGAACCGUCCGGUACCCAGACGCCCCAGGAGACACCUCACUCUAAAGCUAUGACCGUCUAGGCUCUUGCCUUUUAUAAGCCAGUCAGAUACCGGGAGCAUUUAAUUCACUGCAGCUGUGCCACAGAGGAGCACUGAUACUGGACUAUAAGAGUUGCUAUAAGAGUGAAAGUUAAGACAAUGGGUCCUUGGACAAGGCUGCUCUUCCUCUUGCAAGUGUUGUCACAGUUGUGUUUAAGUCUACAAGGCGAGAACUCAGUCUAUGAUCUCCUUGCAUCACCGGAAUGUUUGCCAGACCUGCUACAGGGAGGACUCAAAGCCCAGUCUGUGAAUGAAGCUUUUAUUCUCACAUCGUUCAAACUCCAGCCCAAGACUGGCACCACUGUAUUUGGCCUUUAUAAUCCAAGGGACAAUGGCAAAUAUUUUGAGUUCACAGUGCUGGGAAAGCUCAACAGAGCGACCCUGCGGUACCUGAGGAGCGACGGGCGGAUGAGCACCGUCACCUUCAGCAACGUGCAGCUGGCGGACGGGCGUCGGCACACCGUCAUGUUCCGGCUGAAGGGCCUGCAGCAUGGCCCCUCCGGUGUGGAGCUCUACGUGGACUGCCGGCUCGUGGAGACUCUCGCAGACCUGCCCGCCGCCUUCCGAGGCCUGCCUGCCGGACCCCCCGUGGUGGAGCUCAAGUCCAUGCAGACAAAAACGCAGGAUGAGCUGGAAGAACUGAAGCUGGUAAUUGGCGAUUCAUUUGAAAAUGUUGCUUCCUUGCAAGACUGUUAUUUUCAGCAGAGUGACUCAGUGCAAGCUUUGGGUGUCAAUACAAAGCAGCUGUCCAAUCAAAUGCUUGAGCUCACCAAAGUCAUUGCAGAACUGAAAGAUGUCCUCACCCAACAGGUCAAAGAGACUUCUUUCCUGAGAAAUACCAUUUCAGAAUGUCAAGCCUGUGGACUGGGCGGCACAGAGAUUGUCAAGCCGAGGUGUGGCCCUGGAGUGUGCUUCCGGGAUGACAUGUGUUUCGAGACAGCAGACGGGGUUGAAUGCGGACCCUGUCCCGAUGGGUACACUGGUGAUGGGUUCAGCUGUGACGACGUGGAUGAGUGUCAGUUUAACCCCUGCUUCCCCGGAGUGCAGUGUGUCAACACGGCCCCUGGCUUCCGGUGCGAAGCCUGCCCGCUUGGCUACACUGGUCAGAUCCUGGAGGGAGUGGGCAUCACCUACGCACAGACACACAAGCAGACAUGCGAUGAUGUGGAUGAGUGCAAAAGACCAGAUAACGGAGGCUGCACACCUAAUUCUAUCUGUCACAACUCUGUGGGCUCGUACCACUGCGGCAGCUGCAAGGAGGGCUACGUGGGCGACCAGGUGAAGGGCUGCAAGCCAGAGAGGAGCUGCGGGAACAGCCUGCUGAACCCGUGUGACGUCAAUGCGGAGUGCAAGGUGGAGAGGGACGGCAGCAUCAGCUGCAUGUGUGGCAUUGGCUGGGCAGGAAAUGGCUAUCUGUGUGGCAAAGACACAGACAUUGACGGGUAUCCUGACGAGAAACUCAGAUGCAAAGAUCCAAACUGCAAAAAGGACAAUUGUGUCUAUGUCCCGAAUUCGGGGCAAGAAGACGCGGACAAGGACGGGAAAGGAGACGCAUGUGAUGAGGACGCAGAUGGGGACGGCAUUCUGAAUGAGCAGGACAACUGCUGGCUCAAGCCGAACGUGGAUCAAGCCAACAGUGACAAGGACAGCCAUGGCGACGCCUGUGACAACUGCCGCAUGGUGGUGAACCCGGACCAGCGGGACACGGACGGUGACGGCAAAGGGGACGCCUGCGAUGAUGACAUGGAUGGGGAUGGCCUGAAGAACUUCCUGGACAACUGCCAGAGGGUUCCCAACCGUGACCAGCUGGACAGAGAUGGUGAUGGAGUCGGGGAUGCUUGUGACAGCUGCCCCGACAUUCCCAACCCCAACCAGUCAGAUAUUGACAAUGAUCUUGUUGGAGACUCCUGUGACACAAAUCAAGACAGUGAUGGUGACGGGCACCAGGACUCAAAGGACAACUGUCCCAACGUCAUCAACAGCUCACAGCUGGACACAGAUAAAGACGGCAUCGGGGACGAAUGUGAUGAUGAUGAUGACAAUGACAACAUUCCAGACUUCCUCCCACCUGGACCAGACAACUGCAGGCUGGUGCCCAACCCUGACCAGCUCGAUGAGAAUGGUGACGGAGUGGGAGACAUCUGCGAAUCAGAUUUUGACCAAGACAAGGUGAUCGACAGGAUCGACAACUGCCCUGAGAACGCCGAGAUCACCCUGACUGACUUCAGGGCCUACCAGACUGUGGUGCUGGACCCUGAGGGCGAUGCUCAGAUCGACCCCAACUGGGUGGUUCUUAAUCAGGGCAUGGAGAUUGUGCAGACAAUGAACAGUGAUCCUGGACUUGCUGUUGGUUACACAGCCUUCAGCGGGGUGGACUUUGAGGGCACCUUCCACGUGAACACAGUGACAGACGACGACUACGCCGGCUUCAUCUUCGGCUACCAAGACUCGUCCAGCUUCUACGUGGUGAUGUGGAAGCAGACGGAGCAGACUUACUGGCAGGCCACGCCCUUCAGAGCCGUGGCUGAGCCCGGGAUCCAGCUCAAGGCAGUGAAGUCACAGACUGGCCCUGGGGAGCACCUGAGGAACUCCCUCUGGCACACGGGAGACACCACUGACCAGGUGCGGCUGCUGUGGAAGGACCCGAGGAACGUGGGCUGGAAGGACAAGGUCUCCUAUCGGUGGUACCUCCAGCACAGGCCCCAGGUUGGAUACAUACGAGCCCGAUUCUAUGAAGGUACAGAACUGGUGGCUGAUUCUGGUGUGACUAUUGACACCACCAUGAGGGGAGGACGGUUGGGAGUGUUCUGCUUCUCUCAGGAAAACAUCAUCUGGUCCAACCUCAAGUACCGCUGUAAUGACACCAUCCCUGAGGACUUCCAAGCUUUCAAUGCGCAACACACUGGUGAUUCUCUCUAAUGAAAGAGAGAAGUGUGAGCCAUGAUCAAACUAUGUGACCUCCAAGGAGAAAUCACAAACUCCACCUGAAAUGGUCAUUUCAUUACUAAAGUCUUCCUUAGAAAGUCCACCCACUAUUGUUUAUACACAGUACAGGAUUUAUGCUGUGCAUUUCACAUUUACAAUUAUAAAAGUAAUGAACUGGUUAUCUGAAAAAUGUCUGUAAUGGCAUUUUCCAUUGCCGGCUAUCUUAAUGUACUAUUAAGGCAGAGAUUCCCUUUACACUAACACUUGUUUUAUUUCUGGGGAUAUCAGUGUAUAGAGAGAAUCCUCUCAAAAUCUGACAUCCAGAUCACAUGGGAGAGAAAAAUGUAUAAUAAGCUAUGUAGCAACUGACAUAAGUCACCCAAAUAAUCCUGCAAUAAAUCAUUGAAGUCUAAGAGACAUGAGACACAAAAAAAAUCCUGAAGGGAAGGUACUGUUAAUCUCCUAAAAACAAAAGUAAUGAGGGAGAACAUUGUAAAUCGGUUUUCAAACUUCAUUUCAAUCUGAAUUUGCUUUGAAACAACAUUCAGACGGGCACACACAUUUUUUCACAUCAGUUUUGCUUAAAGAACUGACUC
Messenger RNA from Megalops cyprinoides (Indo-Pacific tarpon), 3626 nucleotides. Its product is annotated as thrombospondin-4-B-like. The record is from RefSeq and is a predicted model, not a curated record. Lineage: Eukaryota; Metazoa; Chordata; Actinopteri; Elopiformes; Megalopidae. Gene Ontology annotation, molecular function: calcium ion binding. The transcript has 22 exons. Gene Ontology annotation, cellular component: extracellular region. The coding region runs from base 205 to 3024 and encodes 939 amino acids. Gene Ontology annotation, biological process: cell adhesion.